Molecule: messenger RNA, 2601 nt
Organism: Hansenula ciferrii
Lineage: Eukaryota; Fungi; Ascomycota; Saccharomycetes; Phaffomycetales; Wickerhamomycetaceae
Gene: GPH1
Product: glycogen phosphorylase
Exons: 1
Coding region: 1-2601 (866 amino acids)
Biological process (GO): glycogen catabolic process
Cellular component (GO): cytoplasm
Molecular function (GO): glycogen phosphorylase activity; pyridoxal phosphate binding
Source: RefSeq, a predicted model, not a curated record
AUGAGUUCAUACGAUUUCCAUCCUUCUGAACCUGGUGCUGAUUUACCACGUCCAAAACAUAUAAGAAGAUUCACUGGAUUUUCUCCAGCAGAAAUCAAAACAAUUGAUUCUGUAAUCCCAUUAAAAUCAAGAGAAACUUGGAAAAAAUUUGGUGUUGAUAAAUUUGACUCUAAAGAAACAUUUGAAAAAAAUUUUGUUAAUCAUGUUGAAACUACACUUGCUCGUUCCUUGUAUAAUUGUGAUGAAUUAGCUGCUUAUCAAGCAACUUCCAACUCGGUUCGUGAUAAUUUAAUUACUGAUUGGAAUAAAACUCAACAAAAACAAACCACUAAAGAUCAAAAAAGAGUUUAUUAUCUUUCAUUAGAAUUCUUGAUGGGUCGUGCUUUAGAUAAUGCUUUAAUUAAUACAAAUAAUAGAGAAUUAGUUUCAGAUGCUACUGAUGAAUUAGGUUUCAAUUUAGAAGAUUUAAUUCAACAAGAACCUGAUGCCGCUUUGGGGAAUGGUGGGUUAGGUAGAUUAGCUGCAUGUUUUGUUGAUUCUCUUUCCACUGGGAAUUAUCCUGCUUGGGGUUAUGGUCUAAGAUAUCAAUAUGGUAUCUUUGCACAAAAAAUUAUUGAUGGUUAUCAAGUUGAAACUCCUGAUUAUUGGUUAAAAUUUUCAAAUCCUUGGGAAAUCCCAAGAAAGGAAAUUCAAAUCCCAAUUGAUUUUUAUGGUUAUGUUGAACAUACCAAGGAUGAUCAAGGUCAAACUAAAGUUAAUUGGGUUGGUGGUGAAAGAGUUCUUGCAGUUGGUUAUGAUUUCCCAACUCCUGGUUAUAAGACUUCAAAUGUUAAUAAUUUAAGAUUAUGGAGUGCUGAACCAACAACAGAAUUUGAUUUUUCAAAAUUUAAUGCAGGUGAUUAUCAAAAUUCAGUUGCAGGUCAACAAAGAGCUGAAUCAAUAACUGCAGUAUUAUAUCCAAAUGAUAAUUUUGAUUCUGGUAAAGAAUUGAGAUUAAAACAACAAUAUUUUUGGGUUUCAGCUUCUUUACAUGAUAUCCUUAGAAGAUUUAAGAAAACCAAAAGACCAUGGUCUGAAUUUACUGAUCAAGUUGCAAUUCAAUUAAAUGAUACUCAUCCAACUUUAGCUAUUGUGGAAUUACAAAGAGUUUUAGUUGAUUUAGAAGGUUUACCAUGGGAUCAAGCUUGGGAAAUUGUUACAAAUACUUUUGGUUAUACAAAUCAUACAGUUAUGACUGAAGCUUUAGAAAAAUGGCCAGUUGAAUUAAUUCAAAGAUUAUUACCAAGACAUUUAGAAAUUAUUUAUGAUAUAAAUUUAUUUUGGUUACAAUCUGUUGAGAAAAAAUUCCCUAAUGAUCGUGAUUUAUUAUCAAGAGUCUCUGUUAUUGAAGAAUCUCAACCAAGACAAGUUAGAAUGGCUUAUUUAGCCAUUAUUGGUUCUCAUAAUGUUAAUGGUGUUGCUGAAUUACAUUCUGAAUUGAUUAAAACUACAAUUUUUAAAGAUUUUGUUAAAAUUUAUGGUUCUUCAAAAUUUACAAAUGUUACUAAUGGUAUUACUCCAAGAAGAUGGUUAAGACAAGCUAAUCCAGAAUUAGCAACUUUAAUUUCUGAAAAAUUAGGUGGAGAUCAUUAUUUAAGUAAUUUAAAUGAAUUGAAAAAUUUAGAACAAUAUGCUGAAGAUUCUGAAUUCCAAAAACAAUGGUUUGAUAUUAAAUUAAAUAACAAGAAAAGAUUAGUUAAAUUAAUUAAAAAUUUAACAGGUAUUGAAAUUUCAAAUCCAAAUGUCCUUUUUGAUAUUCAAGUUAAAAGAAUUCAUGAAUAUAAACGUCAACAAUUAAACAUCUUGGGAGUUAUUGCACGUUAUAUUCGUAUUAAAAAAGCCUCACCAGAAGAACGUUCCAAGAUUUUAUCAAAAGUUGUUAUAUUUGGUGGGAAAUCUGCACCAGGUUAUUAUACUGCAAAAUUAAUUAUUAAAUUAAUUAAUUCCGUUGGUGAAGUUAUUAAUAAUGAUCCUGAAGUUGGAGAUUUAUUAAAAGUUGUAUUCAUUCCAGAUUAUAAUGUUUCAAAAGCUGAACAAAUUAUUCCAGCUUCAGAUUUAUCUGAACAUAUUUCAACUGCAGGUACAGAAGCAUCAGGUACUUCAAAUAUGAAAUUUGUCUUGAAUGGUGGGUUAAUUAUUGGUACUGUUGAUGGUGCAAAUGUUGAAAUCACAAGAGAAAUUGGUGAAGAUAAUAUCUUUUUAUUUGGUCAUUUAGCUGAAAAUGUUGAAGAUAUAAGACAUCAACAUAGAUUUAAUGGUUAUGAAUUACCAGAAAAAUUAACCGAGGUUUUAGAUUUAAUUGAAUCUGGUAAAUUUGGUUCCGGAGGUGAAUAUAGAUCAUUAAUUGAUUCUAUUAAAUAUCAUGGGGAUCAUUAUUUAGUUGGUGAUGAUUUUGAAAGUUAUUUACAAGCUCAUGAAUUGGUUGAUCAAGCUUAUUUGGAUCAAAAAGAAUGGUUAAAGAAGAGUAUUUUAAGUGUUGCUAAUUCUGGAUUUUUCAGUUCUGAUAGAGCUAUUGAUGAAUAUGCUGAAUCUAUUUGGAAUAUUGAACCAAUUCAAGAUUAA